This is a messenger RNA of Spodoptera littoralis (African cotton leafworm), 354 nucleotides long. NCBI's taxonomy places the organism in Eukaryota, Metazoa, Arthropoda, Insecta, Lepidoptera, Noctuidae. The record is from the annotation of a GenBank genome assembly.
AUGGUAAUAGAAGAGAAAUGCUGUCACCGCGCCGAGGCGAGUGAACCAGUAUUGCGCUGUAUAAGAGUUGCGCAAGCGCAGCCCGAGAAAGUGCGAGUAAAAGUUGACGCAACCCACGUCACACGCCGCUCGCCUCGCCACGUCACACAUAUACAUAGCUCAUUUAUAAUAGCGUUCGUGUAUAUGUGUGUGUGUGUAUGUGUGUGUAGUUAUGUAUACGUACAUAAGUGUCAUGCACUGACGACACUGGAUUACAAUCGAACGUGUUAUACAAUGCCUUUAAUAAUAAACUAUGUUACGAAGACGUUGCCACACGUAAGAACAUUGAGGGUACGUUUUCAUAACACUUAUUGA